AUGAGUGACGAAAUUUUAAAAUCAACUAUCAAAGCAAUUCAUGAAUAUAUCCACGAUACAACCCAUUUCACUGCUCGAUAUUUAGCCGAUUUGGAAAUAAAAACUGAAAUUACUUCUAAUAAUUGGGCUGCUUUUCAUGUUUUUCUUAUUGUUAUUGGCUGUUUUACACCAUAUGUGAGUUUUAAAAAAUAUUUCAAAAUUUUUUAAAUAAAUAGUUUUCAGGCUCAUAUAAUUGCCAACUUUCUUCUUGUUUUCAUCCCAUUUCUUCUCAUUUUUGUUUUCCCAAAAGAAUGUCCAAAACCUGAAAAACUUCAAUCAUAUUUCAUUUCCUUUGGAAUUCUCACAAUAUUCGAUCGAUAUUUAGAAGAACUUCCACUUUAUUAUUUGAUGAAACUAGCACUUUUUGCAUUUCUUUUUAUUCCCGAUUAUGAUUUUGUUGCAAAGACAGAAGUUUCGACUGCAAAACCAACAUCAAUCAGAAAAUCAACAUCGAGAAAAACAUGUUCGGGUCGAAAAUCGGUGAAGAAAACGAUUGUUGAGGAAUAUUAUAAAGAAGAGGAAUUGUUAUCACCAAAUGGGACAGUUAUUCAUCGAAAGGUUACUGGACCAUUUCAAAGAAUUGUUAGUCAAGAAUCCAGUUCGCCAACUUCCAGUUGA
Messenger RNA from Caenorhabditis angaria, 657 nucleotides. Lineage: Eukaryota; Metazoa; Nematoda; Chromadorea; Rhabditida; Rhabditidae. The record is from the annotation of a GenBank genome assembly.